Molecule: messenger RNA, 1078 nt
Organism: Saccostrea echinata
Lineage: Eukaryota; Metazoa; Mollusca; Bivalvia; Ostreida; Ostreidae
Exons: 4
Coding region: 102-953 (283 amino acids)
Source: RefSeq, a predicted model, not a curated record
UAAAUAUUGGUUUCUAUUGUGAAAAAAGUAUAUAUUUAAAAAUACAUAAAUAAGAAAAUACAUAAAGAAUAGACACUACAAAUGUGUGGUUACUUUUGGGUAUGACUGAUCAAGUCAACAGUAGAGUUCAAGUGUAUUUAAUACCAUCUAACCCAGGAGUCUCUGAAGAUACAGCUGAAGAAGUGGUCUUAUCAGAAGAUAUUGCUCAGGAAACUGUUGUUGUAACAACCACGGAUGAAGAGAGCGUUUGUGGUGAUUAUGUAGAGUCCCAUGUUGUACCUAUUGGAGAUCUUGAUGUUCUUAACACUAUAGAAUUAUCUUGUGACGAAAAUUUUCAGCCAUCUUUGGAAGAUCCUUCACCCAUCACACCAUCUGAACUGAGAGAUGGAUGUGAGGAGUCUUUUGUACAAUCAUACAUAGCACUUGUUCCUGAUAAUGGGUUGAAGCCAGACACUGACCCAGAAAGCUGCCAUUUGACAGUUAAAGAACAUACAAAACGAGAAAAGGAUAAGAUAUACAAAAGGGAGCAGAGGGCUAACAAAGAAUACAGGGAACAGGAAAAAAUAGUAGCCAAACAAAGAAUGAAAGACAGAAGGAAGGACCCAGAGUACAGAGAGAGAGAAAGGAAACGGGAUGCAGAGAGAAAAAGACUUGCCCGAUUAAACAAUAAAGAAUUCAGACAGAAAGAAAAAGAACGUGACAGACAAUACAAAAGGAGCCUGAGGAAAAAAGCUGAUGCCAAAAUUCAAAUUGAACUGACAAACCGAGCGGAUUGUGAUAAUUCCCCCAGUCUUAACAGUGCCAGUGCUUCGGACAACUUAACAGUAGGGAACUGUUUUACAGUGUUAGAUUGGGCGGGGAUUGGAGACGGUGAUGUUGAUGAUAAAUUAGAUAAUUCAGUGGAGGAAUCAGAAGUGACAGACUAUCAUGUAUAUGGCCAAGUGUCAAUUUGAAAAAAAAAAACAACAAACGAAUUUUUCCGUCACAUAGUGCAGCUAUACUAAUCUCAACACUGGAUUUUAAAUUAAUAUGUCAUUGUUAAGAUUUCAGUGAAACAAAAUACAAUGUUUUGAUUUUA